Diachasmimorpha longicaudata is the source of this 3572-nucleotide messenger RNA. RefSeq lists its product as uncharacterized. Bases 782 to 3466 code for a protein of 894 amino acids. The transcript is spliced from 4 exons. The record is from RefSeq and is a predicted model, not a curated record. NCBI's taxonomy places the organism in Eukaryota, Metazoa, Arthropoda, Insecta, Hymenoptera, Braconidae.
CACCAGAUUUUAACUCAUACUUUGAAAUUGUAAUGAAAAAAGGAACGACAUAUAUUAUCUAUAAUAAUAGAGUGAGAAGACCAUGUCGUUAGAAUAAUUGAUGUUGGAUAUUUUUUAUAAAGUAGUAAAUCUUUAUGCUAAAAUAGCGAAAACCAAAAAAAAACAAAGAAUGAUAUAAAUAAAAUUAUUAAGCAAUUAAUUAAGACCAAUUGAGAUAAAAACAAUCAGUCGGAUUCUUCCCAAAAAUCCUGACAAUAUCGAUAACUUCGUUGUGAAUGUGGUUCCAAACCUCACAAUGGGCUAAAAGUAAUCGGUAAGUCACCGAUUAAUCUCGCAAAUAAUCUCCAUCAAGAAAUGAAUUUUAAGAUAACGGGAAAAUGUUUGAACUAAUAGUCUGCUUUUCAUUUUCUUCCGCAAGAUUCUCAACUCGCUAUUAUCAGAGUUUUUCCGAAGGCAUUGUUCAACGAAUUUUUCGUCUAAAACUAUUUUUUUCAAUUUUUUAUUUUUAUCAAUAUCUGAUAAAUAACUGGCCAAUCGCCGGUACAGUGAAUGACUCGAUAACGUGAUGGUUAUUUAUCGCACGGUAUCUAUCACGAUUAAUGCUACGAAAUGAGCUUUAGUGUCCGACGAACGACCGUGACUAGUUCAGUCGGUUGUUCACGUUCAAUUUGAGUUCAUUAAACUGUUUUAAGAUAUUACCAAUGAUCUGUGAAUAUUUAAAUUAUGUUGGACUCUGGCGAGGGCUAAUUGACUAAUUAGUUGAGGGCACGAUAAACAACGGAUGACAGAUAUAAUCGGGAAUUUAGUGAAAAUAGGAAUGGGAAACAGAACUUCCAAACGGAAGAAUGGAAAUGCCGGAAAAAUUCCUCCGACGAGGGACUCUAGUGAUUCGGGGGAUGAUGACUAUUUCAAUGAGAUUCAUCAACAGUGGGAGAACGACGCCGAACUGAGGAUCAUGAGGAGACAUAUUGUGCGGGACUCCGAGGUCUUCAUCCUCAAUAAUCUCAUGAUGUCCGUCCAAUUCUUCGAGAAUUUCGAUGAAGAAAUGUCGGAAAUUCAAAAGACAUCAGUGUCUGUUCGCGAAGCGGAAGUGAACUUGCUCCUGCCGACGCAGAAGCACGCCCUCAUACCGGAUGUACUCCAGGACCAAGUGGCGAAGAAAGUUGACUUUAUCUACGAGAGACCAAGUCUGAUUUUUUCAGUUGAGCCUCUCCAACCAGUUCGGCUCUAUAUUGUGUUCAAUAAUAUUGAAAUUACAGAGGAGAAUUUUGCGUCUCCAUACAGUACUGUUGAUGAGACGGAGACAUAUAGUAUGCAGUUAAAGCAGAGUAAACACAAAGGUUACGCCCUCCUCCAACGUCUCGAGGUGCACCCCUCCCGGAGGAAGGCAGACCCGCCCGAGGAGCCGGCUGACAGUGACGUAGAAAGCCUCUAUGAUACCAACGGCGACCUCCCAAAGUCCCACGACAAACGAUCCCCCUUUAAGUCUUCCCCCUCCCCAAGCUCAGAGAGCUAUUACGAUCCCCAGAGCUCCAAAAAAUCCCAAACCCACCAAUCACCGCACAUUCGCUCCAAAAUCUUCACAUCAUCCUCAGCGAGUCCAGCGGAGAGCACCAGUUCUGGCUACCGAUCUGGCCACUAUACGGUCGACAGCGACAGUGACACAGGCUACAGUGCUGGCUACCCUAAAUCUUCAAGAUCAACCUCAGAACUACCAAAGACCUGCUUCACCUACACCACCGAUGACCACAUCUAUGGGACGAGAAAGGAGCGACGGCAAAAGCUGAAUCAAAAAGACCGAGUCAUCAGAGGUGUCAUUCACAGUCAAAUCUACGAGGUCUGGUACCUGAAUUCUCGUAAAUUCAUGGAACACUUCUACCACCAUUUCACAAACGACCUUGCCGACCUAAUGGGCUUUGACUCGAAGAUUCAGGACGAAGCUCAGGGGGCGAUAAUCUAUCGAGAUAAACUUGAGCUAUUAGACUCGACGACUUGUUUGAAGGACGAGCAGUUUGCAAUCACUCCUUGUGUCUGGUCAGCCUGGCCGGAGAUGGCGCAUGAGUGGCUUGAGCGACCUCGUGGUGACUGGCCAGAAUACGAGAUGCUGGAGAAGAUCAAGGAGAGCGGCUGUCACCUGAUACCCCAAGGAUAUAGCUCAGAAAGAUCUAAUAACGAUUCACAGAGUCUUGAGUGGGAGGUGAUAUUUCCCGCUGCGGAGAGGUACCUCGAGACCUGCAUGAAUCAUGCACAGGUGAAGGUGUACGUGAUGGCGUUGAUGCUGCAGAAGACGUUCUUCAGGCCGAUUGAGUCGGUCGUUGGGCUUGGGGGGAUGCACAUACGGAAUCAGCUGUUCUGGCUGAUCGAGGAGGAUGAGAGAUUGGUUAGAUGGCUGGAGAGCAGAUCUGGGGAGAAUAUGUUGAAGCUUCUCAGCUCCUUGUACAAAGCGAUCAGUCAGGAUGAGCCGGUUCUACCAGAUUAUUUCCUCAGGGACAAAAACCUCUUCCAAGGAAAGAUCUAUCUACUGAGGACCCAAAAACAGUUGAAGCGGAUCAUAGAGAAUCCAGUGAUGUAUGUUUUGCAUGCGAUGCAGAAUAUCAGGCACAGUAGGAGGUUUUUUCCUGUGAUGGAUACAGCCAAGUUGUUUAGGAUUCUAACGGAGGAUGUGCUGACGAUCAUCAAUCCUAAGAUCGCAGCGAAUGGCAGCGGCCCCCAGGAGAAUGGAGAACCAGUGUAUGGACCGGGUUAUGGGUUAUGGAAUAAUGAGAGGAAGAAGGAGAGAAAGGUGUACGGAACGAGAACCGUAGCGAAAAAGAGUCUGAUUGAAGCGAAAUCAUCGGCUGAUCAAGUUGUGGAGAUCGAGGUUCGAUGUGCGGAUAUGGAUCAGCAUAGACUCGGUCUCGUCCUGAACUUCUUCAUUCCGCACUUCAUAAAAGUGGCCGAAUGCUACCACGAGUACCGAGCCAACAGCCAGAAGACGACCUACAUAGAACACGCAGAGAGACUCUGCGUUUUAUUAUCAGAACACUCCAGGCAUCGAGGCACAGCUAGAACUUAUCUGGAUAAACUCAAAUCCCUGAAACGAAAAGUCAUGAGUUCAAAAUUACAGGACGAUCCGCCAGCGACACCCCAGAGAAACAGUGAUCGACCAAUCUUCACAGCCCCUCUAAACGAACGUUAUGAAUCCCCACCAAUUCCUGGUGAAUCUCAAUCAAUACUUCGCACUCCCACCCCCGCAGGAGCUUUCGAUCAGAAAAAUGAUGAAUCAGCGAGUACCUACGAGCCUGAAAUACCCUCGGGGGCUCGCAAACGAGUGACUAUGGCGGUUGUGCAUGAAGGUGAUUCUGGAGAUGACGAUGGGGAAUUGAGAGGUGUUCAAGGACACCAGGGGAAGUCGAAGACCAACAGGGUCGUAUCGCUCACGGAGAGUGAAAAGGCUUUAUCCGCGGCGGAAGACACUUACAUUUAGUGAAUAAUUAUACUAUUUCGUGAAUUUUUUAACUAAUAAUUAAAUUAUGCUCUUAUGGUAAUGAUUGUUCAGACCUUUUCAUUAAAGGUUUUCAAGUUCUUCUUGA